AUGCCGCUAAAGAGGCUCGAUCUCCGAGCCAUUCCAAUGGCAUUGGAGGCAUUAGGCCCUAAUUCCAUUGACGACAAGGAAGACAUGGAAUUCACCUGCGACAAGAUCACCGCCGCUGUCGUACACCAUAGCAACAAGAAAUUCAAGCAGAGGGAUCACGAGGAACAGACCGAACCCGACGACACAGAAGCUGGUGAUAUUGUUGCUGACCUUAUGGGUGUUGAGACUGAGGAACUGUACAAAAAAUUCAGUAAGCUCAAGAUCAAGGUCAGUACCGAGUUCGUCACCUAGGGUAGGAAUGUCGACCAGGUCUACUAUUCCAUUAGUGUCAUGGCCAAGGGCUUGUUCGACCUUCUCUUCAAGUGGAUUGUGAAGAAGUGUAACCAGAACCUCGAGACCGGCAUGAAGCGUGCCAUGUUCAUUGGUGUGCUCGAUAUUGCCGGCUUCGAGAUCUUCGACUUCAACGGCUUCGAGCAGAUCUGCAUUAAUUUCUGUAACGAGAAGUUGCAGCAGUUCUUCAACCACCACAUGUUCGUGCUUGAGCAAGAGGAGUACAUGGCCGAGGGCAUUGACUGGGUCUUUGUCAACUUCGAAAUCCUCGCCAUUCUCGUGGAAGAGUCCAUGUUCCCGAAGGCCACCGACGAGACAUCUGAGGAAAAACUGAAGGCCAACCAUCUGGGCAAGUCUGCUUGCUUCAUCAAGCCUCCCAAGCCAGGCCAGGCUGAGGGUCACUUCGCCAACGUUCUUUACGCCGGCACUAAUAUCAAAGAUCCACGCAACGACACCGUCGUCGACCAGCUCAGGAAGUCGAAGAUGCCUCUCAUUGUGGAGCUUUUUGCUGAUCAGCCUGCUCCCGCUGAGGCUAAGGGAGGUAAAAAGAAGAAAACUGAUGGUUUCAAGGUUGUUUCAUCUGGAUAUAGGGUAUUCAUCUGUGCUGGUGUCUUGGGUACCAUGGAAGAACUUCGUAAUGAACUUUUGGCUAAGGUCAUCACUUGGAUGCAGUCAUGGAUCCGUGGUCUGAUUGGACGUCUUCAAGAACAACGUGUUUCCCUCCCUAGGAUUGAAGAUAAGAUCAACAAGCUUAAGGACAAGGCUGGGAAAGCUGUUUCAGCCUUGGAUUGCAAAUCUACAUGCCGCAAGGAGCUGGAGGAAUCCAAUGCAAAUCUUGUUGAAGGACUGAAUGAACUGAAGAGGCAUGUAGAGCAAGAUGUCAGUGCCACGAGGAAAGACCUGGAAGAAUUUGAACUUAAUGUCCAAAAGACUAACCAGGAUAAGGCUACCAAGGAUCAUCAGAUCAGGAAUAUCAAUAAUGAGAUCGCUCACCAGGAUGAAAUCAUCGACAAGCAGGAUAUGAAUCAAAAGACUGCUGAGGAUCCCCAGGCCGUCGAGGAGAAGGCCAGCCACCUCAACAAGAUCAAAGCCAAGUUGGAACAAACCCUAGACGAACUCGAGAGUUCCGUUGGACGCAAGCUUAGUGUCGAAAUUAAGAGGUCCAAGAGGAAGAAAACUUGCCGAGUAGGACCCAACCGAAUCACCACUAGAACGACUGCACCGAAGUCUUCCGUCCGUCAGUCUAGGCACACGUCUGACGUCACAAACAAAGCUUUCCCCCGGGCCCCAAGGACGAUAAGCCCCGGCAAGAAUAAAAUCUCGGCCAGUCUACCACCGAUACGCAAUUACAUCUGGCACCACUUCGAUGUAAACAUAGACGCCACCAUGCCCGGCCACGUCGUGAAGAGCACGGGUCCCGACCCCGACCCCACCGAGUUCCUGUUCAUCUCGGCUGAACAGCGAAUGCUCGACCAGACCAAGCCCUAUGAUCCCAAGAAGUCUUGCUGGGUCCCUGACGAUAAGGAGGGCUUCGCUGAGGGCUUGAUCCAGGGCGCCAAGGGUGACAAACUAGUCAGCGUCCAGCUGAAGAGCGGUGAGGUCAAGGACUUCAAGAAGGAAACUGUGGUACAGGUCAACCCUCCCAAGUACGAAAAGUGCGAAGAUGUGUCCAACUUGACCUUCCUCAAUGAUGCUUCUGUCCUGUACAACUUGAAGAGCCGUUACCAGGCCAAGCUCAUCUACACCUACUCUGGCCUCUUCUGCAUUGCCAUCAACCCCUACAAGCGUUACCCCAUCUACACCAACCGCACCGUCAAGAUCUACCAGGGCAAGAGGCGUAAUGAAGUGCCUCCCCAUCUCUUCACCAUCUCCGACGGCGCCUACAUGGAUAUGUUGCAGUCGGCUGUUAACCAGUCUAUGCUUAUCACUGGUGAGUCUGGUGCCGGCAAGACUGAGAACACGAAGAAGGUGCUGUCCUACUUCGCCAACAAAAAGAAAAAAAAAAAAAAUCUCUUUGAGAACUUGGAGGACCAGAUCGUGAAGACCAACCCUCCCCUGGAGGCUUACGGUAACGCCAAGACCACCCGUAACGACAACUCCUCUCGUUUCGGUAAGUUCAUCCGCAUCCACUUCGCCCCCAACGGCAAGCUCUCCGGUGCUGACAUCGAGGUGUACCUGCUGGAGAAGGCUCGCGUCGUGUCCCAGGCCCCUGCCGAGCGUGGCUACCAUAUCUUCUACCAGAUGAUGACCGAUCAAGUCCCUGCCAUUAAGAAAAUGUGCAGACUCUCAAAUGACAUCUACGACUACCCUUACGAGGCUCAGGGUAAAGUCACUGUGCCUUCCAUCGACGACAAUGAAGACAUGGAAUUCACUCAUGUAAGUGGUCGCAGACCUUAUUAUUACAAGAUUUUGGCUGCUGACGUCAUGGCCUCAGAAAAGGAUGACAAGAAAGCAGCAGAAAUGACUUUCCAGAGAUCUGGGCUUGAUAAGGACCUGUAUAGGUGCGGCAAAACAAAGGUAUUCUUCCGUGCUGGUGUCCUGGGUACCAUGGAAGAGCUUCGUGAUGAACGGUUGGCCAAGAUCAUCACAUGGAUGCAGUCAUGGAUUCGUGGUCUGAUUGGACGCAAGGAAUACGGCCGUCUUCAGGAACAACGUGUCUCCCUCGUAGUUCUUCAGAGAAACAUUCGCAAGUAUAUGGAGAUGAGCAACUGGUCUUGGUUCAUCUUCUGGCAGAAAGUGAAGCCCCUCAUCAACCAGCCAAGGCUUGAGGACGAGAUCAACAAGCUCAAGGACAGGGCUGAGAAGGCUGUUGCAGACUUGGAUCGCGAGACUACUCGCCGCAAGGAACUGGAGGAAUCCAACGCGAACCUUGCUGAAGAACUGAAUAACCUGAAGGUUACCCUCGAAUCCACAAAGGGCAACGUUUCCAAAUUCAUUGAAGAACAAGCAAAACUGAGUGCUGAGAAGACCGAGUUAGAAGCUCAGCUCAAUAAUGCCGCUGCAAAACUUCAGAAGGAAGAAGAAUCUCGCACUGAAAUGUUCCAGUUGAAGAGGAAAGCGGAGCAAGAUGUCAAUGCCAUGAGGAAAGACCUGGAAGACUUUGAACUUAAUGUCCAAAAGACUAACCAGGAUAAGGCUACCAAGGAUCAUCAGAUCAGGAAUAUCAAUGAUGAGAUCGCCCACCAGGAUGAAAUCAUCAACAAGGCUAACAAGGAAAAGAAACUGCUGCAGGAGAUGAAUCAAAAGACUGCCGAGGAUCUCCAGGCCGUCGAAGAGAAGGCUAGCCACCUCAACAACAUCAAGGCCAAGUUGGAACAAACCCUUGACGAACUCGAGAGUUCUGUUGGACGCGAGAAGAAGCUUCGUGCCGAAAUUGAGAGGUCCAAGAGGAAGGUCGAGGGAGAUCUUAAAAUGACUCAAGAAAGUGUUGCUGACAUCGAGCGCCAGCACAAAGACCUGGAGCAAACCAUCCAGCGCAAAGACAAGGAAAUCGCCAAUCUUGCCAAUAAGCUGGAAGAGGAACAGGGAGUUGUUUCGAAGGUACAGAAGACAAUCAAAGAAAUGCAAGCCCGCAUUGAGGAACUUGAAACUGAAGCUGAGCACGAGCGACAGGCUCGUGCCAAGGCCGAAAAGGGCAAAGGCAUGAUGAGCCGUGAACUCAAUGACCUCAAUGAACGUCUGGAUGAGGCAGGAGGUGCAACUGGUGCUCAGAUUGAACUCAACAAGAAGAGGGAGGCGGAGCUUGCCAAGCUUCGUCGCGAGCUUGAGGAAGCCAACAUCCAACACGAAUCGGCUCUUGCUAAUCUUCGUAAGAAGCACAAUGAUGCUGUUGCCGAGAUGACUGAACAGAUCGAUCAUCUCAACAAGACGAAGGCCAAAACCGAAAAGGAGAAGGACAUGAUGAAAUACCAGGCCGAUGAAGCCAAGUCAGCGAUGGACACUCUUGCUCGUGAUAAGUCUGCAAAUAUACCCAAUCGGAUUCCUUAUAUGACACAUGAAAAAAAGGACUUGAGUAUAACAUUUAGACUAACAAUUGGCGAGUCUGGUGCCGGCAAGACUGAGACACACAAAAAGGUGCUGUCCUACUUCGCCAACAACUUGGAGGACCAGAUCGUGCAGACCAACCCUCCCCUGGAGGCUUACGGUAACGCCAAGACCACCCGUAACGACAACUCCUCUCGCUUCGGUAAGUUCAUCCGUAUCCACUUCGCCCCCAACGGCAAGCUCUCCGGUGCUGACAUCGAGGUGUACCUGCUGGAGAAGGCUCGCGUCGUGUCCCAAGCUCCUGCCGAGCGUGGCUACCAUAUCUUCUAUCAGAUGAUGACCGACCAAGUCCCUAACAUUAAGAAAAUCUGUCGUCUUUCAAAUGACAUCUACGACUACCCUUACGAGGCUCAGGGUAAGGUCACUGUGCCUUCCAUCGACGACAAUGAAGACAUGGAAUUCACACAUACAGGUGAAAUUCUUGGUGACCUUCUUGGCGUAGAUAGUGAGGAGUUAUACAGGAAUCUGUGCAAGCCCCAAGAUCAAGGUCGGUCCGAGUUCGUCACCCAGGUAGAAUGUCGCCCCAGGUCUAUUUUACUCCUUCAGCGCUCUGGCCAAGGGUGUUCGAUCGUCUCUUCAAGUCGGAUCGUGAAGAAGUGUAAUCCAACACUCGAGACCGGCAUGAAGCGUGGCCAUGUUCAUUGGUGUGCUCGAUAUUGCCGGCUCGAAUCUUCGACGUUAAGUUUUGACCAGCUUAUAUUCAUGGAAUCAAAUUUCAACGGCUUCGAGCAGAUCUGCAUCAACUUCUGUAACGAGAAGUUGCAGCAGUUCUUCAACCACCACAUGUUCGUGCUUGAGCAAGAGGAGUACAAGGCCGAGGGCAUUGACUGGGUCUUUGUCGACUUCGGUAUGGAUCUGCAGGCUUGCAUUGAGCUCUUCGAGAAGAAACUUGGCCUCCUCGCCAUCCUCGAGGAAGAGUCCAUGUUCCCGAAGGCCACCGACAAGACAUUUGAGGAGAAGCUGAAGGCCAACCAUCUGGGCAAGUCUCCCUGCUUCAUCAAGCCGAAGCCUCCCAAGGCAGGCCAGGCUGAGGGUCACUUCGCCAUCGUCACUACGCCGGAGGCUAAGGCCAAGGCUGAGGCCCUCCGCUUGAAGAAGAAGCUUGAGUCUGACAUUGGUGAGCUGGAGAUUGCUCUGGAUCACGCUAACAAGGCCAAUGGCGACAUUCAGAAGCAGGUGAAGAAGGCUCAGGCCGAGAUGAAGGACAUGCAGGCUCGUGUGGAGGAGGAGCAGCGUCUUGCUUCUGAGUAUCGCGAGCAGUGCAGCGCCUCUGAGCGUAAGGCUAAUGCUGUCAAUGGUGAACUGGAGGAAUCCCGCACCCUUCUGGAGCAGUCUGAUCGCGGACGUCGCCAGGCUGAAUCCGAGCUUGCUGAUGCCAAUGAGUCCCUCAGCCACCUUACAGCUCAGCAUGGAUCACUCUCCAUGGCGAAGAGGAAGCUUGAGGGCGAGAUUCAGACUCUGCAUGCUGAACUUGAUGACAUGCUGAACGAAGCCAAGAACUCCGAGGAUAAGGCCAAGAAGGCCAUGGUUGACGCUGCUCGUCUGGCCGAUGAGCUCCGUGCUGAACAGGAACACGCCCAGAACUCAGAGAAGAUGCGUAAGGGUCUGGAGGUGUCUGUGAAGGAUCUUCAGUCUCGUCUUGAUGACUUUGAGUCUUCAGCUUACAAGACGGGCAAGAAGGCCCUCGCUAAACUGGAAGCUCGCAUUCGCGACCUAGAAACUCAGCUGGACGACGAGGCUCGCCGUCACGCCGACGCCCAGAAGAACCUGAGGAAGUGCGAGAGGCGCAUCAAGGAACUCACCUUCCAGUCCGACGAGGACAAGAAGAACCACGAGAGGAUGCAGGACCUGGUCGACAAGCUCCAGCAGAAGAUUAAGACCUACAAGCGCCAGAUCGAGGAAGCUGAGGAGAUCGCCGCCCUCAACCUGGCCAAGUAUCGUAAAGCCCAGCAGGAACUUGAAACCGUGUGCAGGAGAUAAGUAGAUACAGCAGUAAGAAUAUUGUGUAUUUCUCGAGGAACAUGUUCUUUGUCCAUAAUCAGUAAAACUAAUAACAAUACCAAG
This is a messenger RNA of Penaeus chinensis, 6438 nucleotides long. RefSeq names its product myosin heavy chain, muscle-like. The record is from RefSeq and is a predicted model, not a curated record. Gene Ontology annotation, cellular component: myosin complex. Gene Ontology annotation, molecular function: cytoskeletal motor activity; ATP binding; actin filament binding. The transcript is spliced from 33 exons. Lineage: Eukaryota; Metazoa; Arthropoda; Malacostraca; Decapoda; Penaeidae.